AAAAAUUUUAAAUGAAAUUUCUUUUUUAACCUAAUCUAAUUCCCUCCAAACCCCUUCCCCCAGUCCGCUGCGCCAUCCCCCUGGUCUGUCGCGCCUCCGUCCAGCUCCCCCCAAUCCCCCGCGACCCUGGUCUGCUGCGUCUCCGUCCGCCCCUGAAUCAGUGUCUAGUUUCUCACCCAACCAAACCCUAACUCUCUUUCUCUCUCCCAAACCGCAGCGCUUCUGUCCGCCUCUCCCGGGUCCACCGCGCCUCCGGUCUGAUACUCCACCUAAAAUAGCUGCGGCGGUUCGAGUAGAGCGGCAGAUGGAUCAAGGCGCUGCUGGAAGAAGCGGAGAACUAGCGGAUGCAUCUGAUGACCUUCCUGGAACUGUCGCAGCCGAAAUGGACGGAGCGUGCCCCAGUUAUCGCGAUGCAGGGCGUCUUCUUCAACGCCUAUUUCGCCGCCUACCUGCUGUCGCCCAAGCUUGCCCACCGCAUCGUCGGAUACCUCGAGGAAGAGGCAGUCAAUUCCUACACCGAGUUUCCCAACGAUCUGGAGAAGGGGAUCGUCGAGAAUCAGCCGGCGUCGGCCAUCGCCAUCGAUUACUGGCGCCUGCCGCCCAAUCCCACUUCGCUUCGGGAUAGGAAUAUAACGCCCUAAACUGGAAAGGGGGAGGGAGUUGAGAAAGGUUGGCUUCCUGUGGGUAUAAUGAAGGCUUAGUUGAAGUUGAGAAAGGUUGGCUUCCUGAGCAGCUGCAACCUUCUUUGUCUAUUAUUUCCUUGGCUCCAACUGCAUUCACUUUCAGGUACUCGUAUUCAAACUUGGAAAUAGUUAUUGUUGAGCUAGGCCGAGAGGCUGAAGCUCUAUUUCUGACUGUCUUCUCAAUAAUAGAUUUCAGAUUCUCGAGCGCUAUUUGUUUUGAUGAUUUGAUAACUUUGAGAUAUUGUAAUCUUUCCUCAGCCAAGUCUAUCUCAGUCUCCGAUUCGGCCUUGAUAUGAUAUGAUAAAUUUGACAACUUUGAUGAAUUUUGGGGCUAUUUUAUGUUGAUGCUAUUAUGUUUUGAUGAAUUUGAAAUAUUUGUUGUUCAUCUUUUAUUAAUCAGAGGAACAAAUAGACUACAGAAGGUGCUAAACUCCAGUUAAAUUCCCGAUGAAGAAGAGUGCUAGACUAAGAUUGAAGAAGAAAGGUGAUUGAUUUUCCAAUUAGAUGUUUACUCUUUGGUUGCACACUUUCUAACUUUCUACAGUACCAGUUCCUUGCAUCAUUGGUUCUACUUGCAUUAUAUAUCUGUUUGUUAUUUCUUCAUAUGACUGAAGUUGCUUCACAUUCGAUUUCCUUGGCAGGGAGGAACACAAAAAAAUCUCAAAAAUCUGUUGGACAAGCAUCAAAUGACUCCAUGGUGGAGUAAACUACAUGGUACGGAAUUUGUAGGUCUUGGUACUAGCUAUGUUAGUUUACUUAGUUUUUCUCUUGUUUAUAUUUUCUACAUUGGCAAGUUCCUCUGCAUCCACCCAUUAAAUAAUAUAAAUAGUAAUAAUGUGAGAAUUAAUUGCUUUAUAAAAUAAAAUUUCAUUGUGAGGAUUAAUAUUUCAAUGUGUUCUUGUUUCGCAUCUCAUAUUUCUUUGUUCUCUAUUGAAUAACUUUUUAUUGACGAAUUUUUCACUUCCUGAUAUAUAUGAUUAAUGUGAUUUUUGCAGAAGAGGUGUUCAAGAACUGAAAAGGCAAGUGAAUUGUCGGAAGAACUCGUUAGAGAGCAGAAAGCAUACUAUGGCGAUGUUCAUAAUUUUCUUUUAGCUAUAAGAUACUUGGUACUUUCAAUUUUCAAAAUAAUUCGGAUGAUAAUGUAUGAAUGUUUUAGAGUAUAUGUUAUUGAUGGUUUUAUCA
This is a messenger RNA of Salvia miltiorrhiza (redroot sage), 1865 nucleotides long. Its product is annotated as ubiquinol oxidase 3, mitochondrial-like. Gene Ontology annotation, cellular component: mitochondrion. Gene Ontology annotation, molecular function: alternative oxidase activity. The record is from RefSeq and is a predicted model, not a curated record. NCBI's taxonomy places the organism in Eukaryota, Viridiplantae, Streptophyta, Magnoliopsida, Lamiales, Lamiaceae. The transcript is spliced from 2 exons. Gene Ontology annotation, biological process: alternative respiration. Bases 345 to 641 code for a protein of 98 amino acids.